UGUGUGUCCUCUGACUAUAUAAACCUGUCUGUCACACACAGGGACAGAGUGUCUGAGUGAUGCUGAGCAGCUCUGGUGGGAUGUGAGAUCUGUCCAGUUUGAAUCAGGUGUUCCACCACGCUGAACGAUGCCUCGGUCUUUCCUGGUGAAGCGAGGGGGGCUGCACUACCUGCGGCCCUCAGCCAGAAGCCCCAGUCCUGGAGCCACCCCUGUAGAGUUCAUCCAGCUGGAGCAAAAAGUGGAGUCCUGGGGUGGAUCCCUGCAGUACUCCGCAGCAGAAACACCAGUUAUAAAGCCGGCGUCCAUCCCUUUGUCACAAACAGAACCUUCUGGUCGCUCUGAUGCAACCGGGCCCUUCCAAUGUUUCAGUGAAGAAACCAAAGGACUUGCUGAGCUCUGCAACACUUUGACCCAAGUGGAGAAGGAUGGAUCUGUCUCUUCCACACAGGCAGCGUGGCUGAGCUCGCACAUCGGCUCAGGAUUCAAAGACAAAGUCUCUCUGGGACUUGGAGACCUGACUCCCCCGUUGAUUGUGAGGGACACUAGGAGCGGCUCCUGUGGCGUCCUGAGACAAGAGUGUGUUGUCUGCAACAAAGUAUUUUCAUCGCUGUCGAGUCUAAAGACCCACGUCUGUAAGAGCCAGAGAAACAAAACACAUCUGUCUGUAGAGCAGCUCAAGUCCAGCGGGCCGGUGAGCAAACGGCCACCGUACAGGAGCAAGGAGAAGACGUUCGGCUGCACCGUGUGUGGGAAAGUGUUCAAGCGCUCCUCCACCCUCUCCACCCACCUGCUCAUCCACUCGGACACGCGGCCCUACCCCUGCCAGUACUGUGGCAAGAGGUUCCACCAGAAGUCCGACAUGAAGAAACACACCUUCAUUCACACCGGGGAGAAGCCUCACGUGUGUCAGAUCUGCGGCAAGGCGUUCAGUCAGAGCUCCAACCUCAUCACUCACGGCCGGAAACACAGAGACGACCGGGCCCACCGCUGCCCCCGCUGCCCCUGCAGCUUCCAGCACAAAGUGGACCUGCGGCAGCACCAGCAGCAUCACUGCACUUUCCGCUGAGCGCCCGCAAAAAGUCAACCCUGUUGGCCUUUUUCCUCAUAGAAAACAACAAAAAACACACUUUGAGCAAAAUUAUAUAUCUAUUGUUAAGUAUAUAAGUACACAACUAACAUUUAAGUUGCAUCUUUUUUAUAGCCAUCAACAAACUUCUGAUGUAAUUCCAGCUGGACGUUUGACCAUCUCUUUUGGCGGAAUUGGUACCGUUUCUAUAAACCGGUUGGUUUCUGCUGACUCUGAUUUGAAUCAUAGUCCACUGAGAACUUUGGGACAUUAUCCUGAUUUAUCCAAUCAGAAACCAGUUCUGAUGUGUUUUUGGGCUCGCUGGACCCCUCACGAGGUGAAGUUUAGUCCAGCUUGAUGCCACCAACACCGUGCUUGGUAGCAGCGACACUGUUUCUAUUUUUUGUCACUUUGUGUUUCUUCCAACCAUAAAACCAUCUCCAGAAGACAUUUGGCUCAUCCACAUGGGCAGCUGCAGCUUUCACUGGAGCUCUUGGAGAUGUCUCUUUUGGAGCAGGAGCUUCUUCAGUACUCAGCAUGUCCAGGUGUUUCUACAGAGAAGCCUUGAUGRCACAGACCUAACUUAUUUCUAAGCCCUGUGUUUGUCCAUAUGUAUAGAAUAAAAAUACAAAAAUAAAACAAUAUCAACAAGAAA
Messenger RNA from Austrofundulus limnaeus, 1721 nucleotides. Its product is annotated as zinc finger protein Gfi-1b. Lineage: Eukaryota; Metazoa; Chordata; Actinopteri; Cyprinodontiformes; Rivulidae. Bases 128 to 1066 code for a protein of 312 amino acids. Gene Ontology annotation, biological process: regulation of gene expression. The record is from RefSeq and is a predicted model, not a curated record. Gene Ontology annotation, cellular component: nucleus. The transcript has 6 exons.